AUGGUUGUCCUGAAUGGUAUUUUAUUAUUUACCAUUUUUACUUUUGUUUCAUCUCGAUCAAUAUUUUUCAAUGAUCCAGUAUUUGGUCAACCAGAACAAAUUCAUUUAUCUUAUGGACGUGAUCCAUCACUUAUGAUAGUUACAUGGGUAACAUUAAAUGAAGUCAAUGAUUCUGUUGUUGAAUAUGGACAAGAUGAUAUAUUCAAUCAACGAGCUACAGGUUCUGUUAGUAUAUUUCAAGAUAGUGGAACUGAACAACGACGUGAAUAUAUUCAUCGUGUUGUUUUACAAGAUCUUGAACCGGGUCAACGAUAUUUUUAUCAUUGUGGUAGUGAUGAAUAUGGUUGGUCACCUCUAUUUUGGUUUACAGCAAUGCGUAAUGAUUCGAAUUUUGUUGCUCGUAUGGCUGUUUAUGGUGAUAUGGGAAAAGAUAAUGCUCAAUCAAUGGGACGUCUACAAGAAGAAACUCAAUUAGGUCAUUUUGAUCUUAUUUUACAUGUUGGUGAUAUGGCUUAUGAUAUGAAUUUAGAUAAUGCACGUUAUGGUGAUGAGUAUAUGAAUGCUAUUGAAUCUAUUGCUGCUUAUAUACCAUAUAUGACUUGUCCUGGAAAUCAUGAAUAUGCUUAUAAUUUUUCACAGUAUGCUGCAAAAUUUAGUAUGCCAUCAUCAAUGAAUACGUAUGGUGGUGAUGCAAAUCAUUUUUAUAGUUUUAAUGUUGGUUCUGCACAUAUUAUUGGAUUUUCAACAGAAUUUUAUUAUUAUGUUGAAUAUGGUUUUGAACAAAUUAUUAAUCAAUAUCAGUGGCUUGAGCAAGAUUUAAUAGAAGCAAAUAAACCUGAAAAUCGUGCACGUCAACCAUGGAUUAUUACUAUGGGACAUAAACCAAUGUAUUGUAGUAAUAAUAAUGACGAUGAAUGUCUUAAGACUGAUGGUUAUAUUUUUAUACGUACUGGUCUUCCAUUUAUUCAAGCAUAUGGUCUUGAAACAUUAUUUGCUCAAUAUGGUGUUGAUCUAGAACUUUGGGCACAUGAACAUAGUUAUGAACGUUUAUGGCCUGUUUAUAAUAUGACAGUAAGUUCAUUCAAUAAUUGA
Rotaria sordida is the source of this 1092-nucleotide messenger RNA. The record is from the annotation of a GenBank genome assembly. NCBI's taxonomy places the organism in Eukaryota, Metazoa, Rotifera, Eurotatoria, Philodinida, Philodinidae.